GUCCAGCUCUCCCCUCAUGGGGUCCCAUUUCCUUCUACCAGGACCGCGAGGGGCUGACCUCGGUCUUCUCUGACGGAUGCGAGGUCCCGCCAGUUUCUAAGGAGCCGAAGGCCACGACUCUAUGGGGGCGGAAGGCGGGAAGAAGACUGACUUUGGGAUUGGCCUGGUCGGGUGCACCAGGCUCCCAGCGAGCAGCCCCCGCCCUGGCAACCGCCGUGGCAGCCCCUGGAGAGUGCGGAGAAGCCGCUCCCCAACUUCGCGGCCGGUGGAAGGGGUGGGGGUCAGGGACAGUCUUCUCUGCCCCGUCGGUUUCUGCCUUGACGGCUCAGCCUGCUUCCAGGACAGCCAUUGCCAUGGUGACCCCCGAGGCUAUAAAGCCAGGUAUCUAGGAGGGCGGUGGCUCCCGCGCCGCUGAGUCCCCCAAGUAAGGAGCAAGCGCCCCGGCGUGGCCCGGCCCCCGCGAGAGGGGCGGAGGCGGAGGAACGGCGCCAGCAGCUUGAGGAGCGGCGCGCCCCGCCAGGGCUGGAGGCAGGCUUGCACGACGGGCGCCACCUUCUCAGCAGGGGAGCGGGGGCUGCCCCGGGUGCGGAUGAGUGGCGCUGCUCCAAGCCACGAAGGACUGAGGGGAGCCGGACGCGGGGAAAGCAGCGGGAGAGUCAGGAGGGGGCCCAGCUUCGGCUCCCGUAGUCUUCUUGGGGGCCAGGCGCUGAGCCCGGAGCAGCGAGCAACCUACACCUCCAGGCGGGAAGCCCAGGGAAGGGGCAGCGAGACGCCAGGCGUGCGACCCAGGAGCCGCGGGAACUGCGGGAGGAUAAGAGUGGGAACCUCAAGACCCUCGGCCGCAGCCACCCACGCGCUGAGUGAGCCGUACCAGAGCACCGGAGGGGACAAGAACCCGGCCGGGCGCGGGAACAGGGGCGCCCCCGUGCGGAGCUGCCGGGCCGCCUGGGCGCGGCGGCCAGGGCCAUGCUCAAGCCCAAGGACCUGUGCCCCCGAGCGGGUACGCGCACUUUUCUGGAGGCCAUGCAGGCGGGCAAAGUGCACCUGGCCCGCUUUGUGCUGGACGCGCUGGACCGCAGCAUCAUCGACUGCCGCGCGGAGCAGGGCCGCACGCCGCUCAUGGUGGCUGUGGGGCUGCCGGACCCUGCGCUGCGCGCGCGCUUCGUGCGACUACUCCUGGAACAGGGUGCGGCGGUGAACCUGCGGGACGAGCGCGGCCGCACGGCCCUCAGCCUGGCGUGCGAGCGCGGCCACCUGGACGCCGUGCAGCUGCUGGUGCAGUUUAGCGGGGACCCCGAAGCGGCGGACUCCGCGGGCAACAGCCCUGUGAUGUGGGCGGCGGCAUGCGGCCAUGGGGCUGUGCUCGAGUUCUUGGUGCGCUCUUUCCGCCGACUCGGCCUGCGCCUCGACCGCACCAACCGUGCGGGUCUCACAGCGCUGCAGCUGGCCGCCACCCGCGGCCACGGGACCUGCGUACAGGCCCUCACCGGGCCUUGGGGCCGCGCAGCCGCCGCCGCGGCGGCUCGGGGUUCCAACUCCGACAGUCCCCCCGGUCGUCCGGCUCCCGCGCCCAGCCCUGAGCGCCGACGACCCAGCCCCCGCCGCCUACCGCGGCCUCUUCUAGCGCGCUUUGCGAGAGCGGCUGGCGGUCAUGGUCACGGAGGCGAAGCUGGCUCAGGGGGCAAAAGCUCGGGCCGGCACCGGGCUCAGGGCAGCGAGCGGCCUGAGCUGGGCCGGAGCAUGAGCCUGGCGCUGGGUGCUGUGACCGAGGAGGAGGCUGCUCGACUGCGGGCGGGAGCCCUGAUGGCCCGACCACACUCGCCCCAGUCUUCGGGGACUGGGCGGUGGCGUUCCCAGGAGGUGCUGGAGGGAGCGCCCCCAACCUUAGUGCAACCCCCUAUUGGGCUUAGUCCCCACCCAGAGGGCGACCCCGGCUCUGGCCGCUUGGGUUUGCGCCGACGUUCCACAGCUCCAGACAUCCCCAGCCUGGUUGGGGAGGUAUCAGGGCCUGAGAGUGGGCCGGAGUUAGAAGCCAACGCCCUUGCCCACUCGGUGCCAGUAUCUCAGCCUUGGGAGGCCGGCACGGAGGCUGUGGUGCUGCAUGCUCAACGGUAAACAGCGCGGAAGCUGACACCUACUUCCCUCCACUCCCCCUUCCCUGGACCACUGGGAUUUCACUUUCUUGCAGGUCCCUCACUUUCCUGGCAUUGUCCUGCCUGUGAUCCCAGAACCUGUCCCCACUGCAAAGGCAAGACUUCU
Molecule: messenger RNA, 2259 nt
Organism: Manis pentadactyla (Chinese pangolin)
Lineage: Eukaryota; Metazoa; Chordata; Mammalia; Pholidota; Manidae
Gene: ANKRD63
Product: ankyrin repeat domain 63
Exons: 1
Coding region: 967-2115 (382 amino acids)
Molecular function (GO): protein binding
Source: RefSeq, a predicted model, not a curated record